CCCUCCCCAGACUCCCUCCAUCCCUCUCUCUUCUCAUCAAGCAACCAAUCAAUCAAUCGUUCGUCCCGUCUUCCCUUCUCUCCUUAGAUGCAUCCUGCCGACCGCCUCUUUUGAUCCGGUAUUUCUGUGGAGUUGAAUCCUACAGUUGGGUAAGGCUGAAGGAUCUCUGGAUUUGGCGUUUUGGCGCGUUGGCGUGUUGGUUCGGAGGAGUCAGGUUGUGAUUUGAUCAUCGGUACGAGAUUUAGAUGAAUUGAUUGUCGGUCGUUUAGAGGAGUAAGUGGAGGCUCUGAAUUUCGAAAGGAGAUAAGGGUGUCUUUGUUUUGUUUAUCAGAUUAGGUUUAUAGGGGAGAGAUAGAAAAAAGGAAAAUAUGCAGCAAACGGGGAAUUAUGGUGAAGGCUACAUGCCUCCCGCUCAAACGUAUGCCUCAACCGCCCCUCCCUCGUACAAUAUGGGUGAAUUGAAUGCUUAUGGUGUUUCAUCUGGCCAUGCUGCGUAUGGUCAACCUCAAGAGACGGCGUAUAUGGCUCAAGUAGCAAAGCAUCCUGCCCAUGAGCCUUCUUAUAACCCUAAUUCUGCCUACGCUCCUUCCCAACCGUCCUAUGCACCUGCUGCACCAUCCUACGUCCCUGGGGCUCCUGCUGCUCCUGCAGCUCCUUCAUACGAUUACUACAGCAGCUCAGCUCCACCUCCUUCUACUCCCUCUGCCCAGGCUCCGUCUUACUUAACUCCUUCGUACAGUGAUGGAGGCUAUGGUGGGCUUCAGAGUUAUGGAGGAAUAGGAUCUCGGGGAUCACUCGGAAAUGAAACUGAAUCCUUGGGAUAUCAUCAGGCCGCAUAUGAUCAGAGUGGAUAUAGUAGAGUUGGAUAUGAUCAGGUUGGAUAUGGAACACAUGGCGGUGGCGUUGGUGAGCGGGAUGCAUAUGGCGCCCAGCGUGAUGGGGGAGCAGCCUUCAACAAUAAAUCAUAUGAUGAUGGUGGGUACGCUGAGGUUUAUGCCUAUGAUGGAGGCCAGGGAGGGGAGCCUUAUGGUGCUCGCGGUACAGGAAGUAGUUCGUGGAAGACUAUGGAAUCUUCAGGAAGUUUUGGAUCUUUCGGUAGCUCGGGUGGAUCUAAAGUGGCCAGAGCCGUACCUAAGGUGGAAAAUGAUAAUAUAUCAGGAGGGAUUCAAAAGUAUCGUGUGAAGUUGCUACCUGAUACAAAGGAUGUCAUCUGUCAGAUAGGUCUCGAUGGUGUCCGCAUGCUGGACCCAAGUACAAACAGAACCUUGCGCAUAUACCCACUGGAGACGAUCACUCGUUGGGAGGUGAAAGAUCCUGCCAUCUUUACUUUUUGGGCCAAGAGUGCCGUGGAUAUUGAGCAGCGCUGUAUACGGCUGCAAUCCAGCUCGUACACGACCAGCGCCAUUCUUGAUACGAUUACCGCCGCGUGUGUCCAGCUAUGUGAGAUGGUGGACAAAGAUGAGUCGAGCAAGCCAUCUGCUGGAAGCACUGCACCCUCAGAUACUACUCUCGGACGAAAAAGUUUUAUUGGCGACUGGGUUCCGUUUCGACCUCGAACUGCCAGUGAGGAGGAGAAACAACAUUGGGUGCCAGAUGAGGCAGCUACGAAAUGCAGCAAUUGUGAUGCUGAUUUCUCUGCAUUUGUUCGACGGCAUCAUUGUAGAAAUUGUGGAGAUGUAUUCUGCGAUAGGUGCACAAGAGGAAGGACUCCACUGACAUCAGAGGAAGGUGCUCAGCCUGUACGAGUGUGCGACCGCUGCUUGGCUGAAGUUUCACAGAGACUGUCUAAUGCCAAGGAAGCAAGCAAAGUACCCGUCCAGCGUACGCAUGAAGAUUUGGCCAAGAAGUUGCAGGAAGAACUUGAACGGAACGCAGGAAGGAGAGAGGCUUCGAACAGCAAAGGAACCACUGGAGGCAGUAGUAACAAAGAAUCUGGUACAUCUGUUCUCAACUGUAGCAGAUGUGGAGCCAUCUCGUUGGUAACAGGUGGAAACUCUCGCUGUCCAUCUUGUGGCUCUGAAUCCUCAAACAAUGUUCAAGGUAGCAGUUACAAUUCAUCUGGUGCAAAAGGCUCUGGGCCAAGAAUGAGGGAGGUGGCCUGUCCUACUUGCACUGUUCAUCUGCAGGUUCAAGUUCCAAGCUUUGGGACAGAAACAGUUGAAUGUGGAGUUUGUCAGCAUCCAUUUCUUGUCGGCGCUUAAUCUUAAAAGACAAGCCGCAGAUGCAGUAUUCUUAUACGAUUUGCAUUAUUGAAUCGUCUCUUCACUUCACAUCUGAUCAACUUGACACCUGCUUUUGGAGAUUGUCAAGCUCUUUGAGGGCUCCUGGAGGGAUCCUUGCAGUUUAGAGUACUGUUUUGUACAGAUUUUAAGACUCCCAAAAACUUGUUGACUAUCGAUUUCAGCAUUCCAUUGCUGGCAAUACAUCCAUGACAAGCGAAUCUCGGAAUUAGUGAUGCACCGUCUUUGUAAGCUUCCAAUGGAUGCUUCAGGUGGACAACUCUCUUGCAAUGAGUGUUUGCUCGAAGGACCUAUCCUAUCUACGCUUAGUUUCUGUAGCGGAGUAUUGUAUGUAGUGUUACUGCUGGUUUAGGAACUUCACCUGUAGAAUUCAGUCAUUCGGUUAAAUAAUUUUGCAGGCAGACCGUUGAUCAUGAAUUGCUCGUCACAUUAUCUGAAAUGUGUCCCGCAGAGCAGGUUCAGAAAAGUGUAAUAGUGAAAGUUCUGUAAACAUUGUCUUUCAAUAUAGAGAAAGUUCAGUUUUUAUGCUCUUCA
This is a messenger RNA of Physcomitrium patens, 2774 nucleotides long. NCBI's taxonomy places the organism in Eukaryota, Viridiplantae, Streptophyta, Bryopsida, Funariales, Funariaceae. The record is from RefSeq and is a predicted model, not a curated record.